Messenger RNA from Toxorhynchites rutilus septentrionalis, 1292 nucleotides. RefSeq names its product achaete-scute complex protein T3-like. The transcript has 2 exons. Bases 172 to 993 code for a protein of 273 amino acids. Gene Ontology annotation, cellular component: RNA polymerase II transcription regulator complex. NCBI's taxonomy places the organism in Eukaryota, Metazoa, Arthropoda, Insecta, Diptera, Culicidae. The record is from RefSeq and is a predicted model, not a curated record. Gene Ontology annotation, biological process: sensory organ development; neuron differentiation; positive regulation of transcription by RNA polymerase II. Gene Ontology annotation, molecular function: DNA-binding transcription factor activity, RNA polymerase II-specific; RNA polymerase II transcription regulatory region sequence-specific DNA binding; protein dimerization activity.
CUUCGACUCGGAUAGAUCGUGCUGGUUUGGAAAGAUCAAACAAGUGAAGAACCUGCAGGACUGUUUUGUUGUGUUGUGUUUUGUUCGUUGCGUAAAGUUGUAUAACCUUAGAAAAAGGACUUCAGUGAACAUUGCGUAUUAUCAGUGAUCGAUCGUUGUGAACUUUAUCAAAUGGCUGCAGUCGCUAGAAAUAUGGCUCUGGGACAGAAUAUUUACCUCUCAGGUGCUUCUUCGUUGGUUCAGCAAACGCCGGUGAAUUCCUAUCGCAAGCGACCAAUCGCACCGGCACCGGUUGUGGCAUCGGCGGUUGUUGGUGUUCAGCAGUCCUCGUUGAAGGAUCGACCAAUGAUUUCCAAAAAAUAUUGCGCUUUACCGUAUGCUGUUACCCCACAACAAUCCGCAUCGAUUCAACGUCGAAAUGCUCGUGAACGAAACCGUGUGAAACAGGUUAACAAUGGAUUUGCGAAUCUUCGGCAACAUCUUCCUUCAACGGUGGUGACGGCGUUGACCAACGGAGGUCGUGGGCCACACAAAAAGCUGAGUAAAGUGGACACUCUUAAGGUUGCCGUCAAGUACAUCCGGAAUUUGCAACGCGUUCUCGAGGAGGACAUUGAGAACACCGGUGAGACUCCGAAGUUGGAUGGUCAGGCUCUGUCACCCGUGUCCUAUUAUGGUUCCAUGUCAGAAUCGUCCAAUUCAUCCUCACCGGCGCCAUCCCAACUAUCGGAAUACUCCAGCUACGGCAGUCAGUCGGAUAUUGCGGCCUUCAAGCGGGAGCCUUACGAUGUGUACUCCAGGACGGCAGUGACGCCAACGCAAGCACUUCCCAGCAUCACCAGUUUCAGUUCCAGCGGAAUCACAAGCACCGCUACCUACUCGCAGCCCAUUCAUCAUGUUUACAGAGCACACCACCAGCCUGGGGAACUGAGUCCGCAGAACACGGACGACGAGGAACUGCUGGAUGCAAUUUCCUGGUGGCAGCAGCAGCAGUAGUGUGUGUUUGCAUUGAAACAUGUUCCAUAUAUAGUGCACUGGAAAAGACUGAAUUUUAACAGAGGCUGAGUUUUCCACGGAAGGAAAAUAGCUCGAUUGAAAUGAUUUUCACCUCGUGCGGUCGGCACAAAUGACGGCCGGGCAUCGCUUCCGGUUGUGGAUGAAAUCGAACAUUGCUCAUUCAAAUGAUCUCCACCGAAACACGUUCAAUAAGAAAUUCUUACGAACCACUGGUCCACAUUUCACGGUAGAAUGUAAAAAGUAGUAGAUUUAGAGUUGAUUUUCUGUAAGGAAACGGA